This is a messenger RNA of Rhagoletis pomonella (apple maggot), 1916 nucleotides long. RefSeq names its product guanine nucleotide-binding protein G(s) subunit alpha. The record is from RefSeq and is a predicted model, not a curated record. The coding region runs from base 501 to 1649 and encodes 382 amino acids. The transcript is spliced from 9 exons. Gene Ontology annotation, molecular function: G-protein beta/gamma-subunit complex binding; GTPase activity; G protein-coupled receptor binding. Gene Ontology annotation, biological process: adenylate cyclase-activating dopamine receptor signaling pathway; sensory perception of chemical stimulus. Lineage: Eukaryota; Metazoa; Arthropoda; Insecta; Diptera; Tephritidae. Gene Ontology annotation, cellular component: heterotrimeric G-protein complex.
ACUUGAAUAGUGAUAGCUUUUCGAUAAUCAAGUAUCGCACAUCACUAAAAUAGUGCAAAGUGAGUUCUUAAAAGUGAUAAAAUUAUACUGAUAAAAAUCAGUUUUAAGUAUAUUUUAGCUAAAAAGCUAUAAAAAAGUGAAAACCACAUUUCGUAAUGUAACAUAAAGUAAAUGCACAAAGCGUUCGUUGGCUGGAAAUACACAUAAUUAAGCGCAAUAGGUUGGGAACUGCACGCACAUCAUUGUACACAAAACCAAAUAAAAGAAACGAGAGUUCAAAAAUAAAUAAAUCAAACAAACACACAACUAAAGCACAAGUAUUUGGAAACUUAACACUCAAAACAAGAACCACAGCAACAGCAGCGACGCACAUAUCUUAAAAACGCUUCUUGAUCUUUGAGCUAAUUAGACUGGCUCAAAACGGAGGAAAUAGGGAGGCGGAGUCUCCCGACGGGGCGCAAGAGAACAGAGCAGCGUGUUGGUGGACACCUUGGACGGCUAUGGGUUGCUUCGGGUCACCCAGCUCCAAACAAACGGAUGUAAAUUCAGAAGACUCCAAAAGUCAAAAGCGUCGAAGCGAUGCAAUAUCAAAGCAGCUCCAAAAGGAUAAGCAACUAUAUCGAGCUACCCAUCGACUACUAUUGCUAGGAGCUGGUGAGUCGGGAAAAUCGACUAUUGUAAAGCAAAUGAGAAUUUUGCAUGUUGAUGGAUUUUCCGAGCAAGAAAAGAAGCAAAAGGUCGAUGAUAUUAAGAAGAAUAUACGCGAUGCAAUCCUGACAAUUACUGGUGCCAUGAGCACACUGAAUCCACCUGUUUCUUUGGAAAAAAAGGAGAACGAGACAAGGGUUGAAUACAUUCAGGAUUACGCUUCCAGUCCCGAUUUUAAUUAUCCUCCGGAAUUUUAUGAGCAUACAGAGGAAUUAUGGAAAGAUCGAGGAGUAUUGCAAACAUUUGAAAGAUCAAAUGAAUAUCAACUGAUUGACUGCGCAAAAUAUUUUUUGGAUCGGGUAAGCAUAAUAAAGAAACCAGAUUAUACACCAAGCGAGCAGGAUAUUUUAAGAUGCCGUGUCUUGACUUCUGGCAUUUUCGAAACACGAUUUCAAGUGGAUAAAGUAAAUUUCCACAUGUUCGAUGUUGGAGGCCAACGUGAUGAACGGCGUAAAUGGAUUCAAUGCUUCAAUGAUGUUACAGCUAUAAUUUUUGUAACUGCAUGUUCAAGCUACAAUAUGGUAUUGCGAGAAGAUCCAACGCAAAAUCGUCUCCGUGAAUCAUUGGACUUAUUCAAAAGCAUUUGGAAUAACAGAUGGUUACGCACAAUUUCUGUAAUUUUAUUUUUAAAUAAGCAAGAUUUGUUAGCUGAAAAAAUUAAAGCUGGAAAGAGUAAACUUUCGGAAUACUUUUCCGAAUUUAACAAGUAUCAAACACCAAGUGAUGCUAUAACAGAAUCUGGUGAUGACCCAGAAGUGAUCAGAGCAAAAUAUUUCAUUCGAGAUGAAUUUUUGCGUAUUUCAACUGCUAGUGGCGAUGGCAAACACUACUGUUAUCCGCACUUUACAUGUGCAGUUGAUACGGAAAAUAUCAAAAGAGUGUUUAAUGAUUGUCGAGAUAUAAUUCAAAGAAUGCAUCUUCGCCAAUAUGAGUUGUUAUAGGUUUAUUUUUAGUGUCAGUGGAAAUAAAAAUAUGCAAAUAAAAAACAAAAUUCUUUAAGAACAAUUAAAUAAAAAUACCAUGUUUGAUCAAAGACACAUAUUCAUAUUUUUAUUCCUAAAAAAAUAGGCGGGGAGGAAGCAGGUAUUCUAUAUAAAAAUAUGUACGUAUACAUAUGUACAUUAGGGUGUCCCUUAUUUCGAAAAGGGCUCGGAUUCUCGUUCUUACCCCCUAGAAAUGUGUGAAUAGCCUAUAAACUAAACUAUACA